Molecule: messenger RNA, 251 nt
Organism: Scutellospora calospora
Lineage: Eukaryota; Fungi; Glomeromycota; Glomeromycetes; Diversisporales; Gigasporaceae
Source: the annotation of a GenBank genome assembly
ACGUAUCUUUUAUUAUAUCAUACUACAUUGCCUAAUCCAGCCUGUAAAAUCACUUCUGCUUUUUCAACUGGAUUUACACUCUUUCAUAGGCAAGUUAUUGCCGGCAUUUCUAUUAUUACUUAUCUAAGAGUAUGCAGGCAAAAAAAUUGUGAUACUGGUAGAUAUGAUUGGAAAUUAUUUUUACCUGUACUCAUAAUCUCUGUGGUAAUUUCUGUACUUGCUCUAGAUUCUUAUGGUCCUGUUAUAUAUUG